AUGGGGACUCCUCAACCUGCCCGUACACCCAUUCGUCUGGCAGAGUCCUGCUCGUCCUCGUCGUCGUCGGACGAAGACCUCAAUGAACGACCACCACCACCAGCAGCAGCCCAGCGGAGGAAGUUCACGUGCCAGCCUACGCAAGACUUGCCGCCUGCCGACGGUAUCGGUAUUGUCGUCGUUGUUGUAGAGCAGGAGCCGCAGCAGCAGGAACAGCAGCGCGAAACAGUUGGAAGGAGUUUCGCGGUGGCAGAACCGGCAGAGCGACGACCGCAGAGGCAACUAGCGGCAGCUGCCGGUGUAGAACUCUUGCCAGAAGAGGAGGAGGAAGAGGAGGAGGAGGCGGAGGAGCAGCAGGAGGACGAGCAGCAGCCGCAGGUAGUGCAGCAGCAACCGCAGCGACGCCUGGCUGUGGCCGAUCGGGAGAAGGAGGAACGGGAGGGCGACGAGAGUCGUCCUGCUGCUACUGCUGCUGCUGCUGCCGCCGCCGCCACCACUACCGCCGCUAGUCGUCGCAGGUCGCGCGUAGUGAUAGUGCCAGGCGGAGCAGGAGGCGUUGGAGGAGGAGCAGGAAGUGGCGCCAGUGGUGGUGGUAUCGCUGACGAAACUGUUGGUGUUGUUAGUGGUGGUAGUAGUGGUGGUGGUAGCGUUGCGCUAGCAGGAUUACCUUCCGAGGUAGCGGACCGAUUCGCUUCGAAGCGACGCAGCACUAGAACGGCCACACAGCGACAGACUAGUGGUAGUGGUAGUGGUAGUAGCAUUACACCCGGCGAUAGUGAAGCACCGCACCGAGCAGCGCUCCAUCUCGGAGAUCUCGGUGGCGUUCCGUGCCGUGUUCGAUCGUCCUCCUCCACGUCGGCGCUGCGUCAGCACAGCUCGACACAUCCGAUAGCAACAAAGACUCGGUGCAGCAUCGGGCAGACGACGCAACCGAGCGCAGGGAGGUGGUUGAACAACCCGGUGCAGUAG
Anopheles stephensi (Asian malaria mosquito) is the source of this 969-nucleotide messenger RNA. RefSeq names its product histone H3.v1-like. The transcript is spliced from 3 exons. The coding region runs from base 1 to 969 and encodes 322 amino acids. The record is from RefSeq and is a predicted model, not a curated record. Lineage: Eukaryota; Metazoa; Arthropoda; Insecta; Diptera; Culicidae.